Messenger RNA from Cuscuta campestris, 2514 nucleotides. The record is from the annotation of a GenBank genome assembly. NCBI's taxonomy places the organism in Eukaryota, Viridiplantae, Streptophyta, Magnoliopsida, Solanales, Convolvulaceae.
CAAAGUCCAGAAGAAACGAAAGAAAAGAAAAGAAAGAUUGAAGAACUCGUCUUUCCUUGAGCACCCAAGAACUAAACCCACACAUAUAUACUUUACAUAUAUAGAAACACAUAAAUGGAUGUUUCUUCCAACCAAUAAUUACUUCACAGUAUCUUUUUGUAAAAUCCCAGGGAAAAAAACUCCCUUUUUUUUCUCUCCCUUCUUGUCCGGAUGUAUUCUUGGAAAUUUCUGAGAACUGAGUAAAUAGUGAGUUUGAGUAAUUUCUGAAAUUUUCUUUUUUUUCUUUCUUUCUUCCCUUUUUCGGGUCUUUGUGUGUUUUCUUUUUAAUUUUUAGUUUCCUUUUCUGGGAGAUAUACUUACCAUACCAAUAAUCAGUGUAAGGAAUUUAUUAACAUAUAUGAGCUGUGAGUGGUGAAGGGGAGAAGAAUGAAUCUGGGUGGUGGUCAAUUGGGGAAAGGGAUGUCGGGUUCUUGCUCGAACGCUUCUUGGAAGUCCGGCGACGGUGUGUCGGAUAAUUUUCCGGCGGGUCUCCGGGUUCUUGUUGUUGACGAUGAUCCCACUUGCCUCAAGAUCUUGGAGAGGAUGCUUAGGACCUGUCUCUAUGAAGUGACCAAAUGCAAUAGGGCAGAGAGUGCUCUAUCAUUGCUCCGGGAAAACAAGAACGGGUUUGACGUUGUUAUAAGUGAUGUCCACAUGCCCGAUAUGGACGGGUUCAAACUUCUUGAACACAUCGGUCUUGAGAUGGAUCUUCCAGUCAUUAUGAUGUCAGCAGACGACAGCAAGAAUGUGGUGAUGAAGGGAGUGACGCACGGUGCGUGCGAUUACCUGAUAAAGCCGGUCCGCAUGGAGGCUUUGAAGAACAUAUGGCAACACGUGGUCCGGAAGAAGAAGCACGGCUGGAAGGAGAGGGACAAUCCGGAACAAUCAGGAAGUGCCGAGGAAGGUGGGGACCGCCAGCAGCAGCAGAAACCUCAAGAGGAAGCCGAUUACUCGUCUUCGGCAAACGAAGGGAGUUGGAAAAACUCAAAGAGAAGGAAGGAUGAGGACGAAGAUGGAGAAGAAAGGGACGACACCUCUGCCAUGAAGAAGGCUCGUGUGGUUUGGACCAUGGAGCUUCAUCAGCAGUUUGUUGCAGCUGUUAAUCAGUUGGGAAUCGACAAGGCUGUUCCUAAAAAGAUUUUGGAAUUGAUGAAUGUUCCCGGGCUUACAAGAGAAAAUGUUGCAAGCCACCUUCAGAAAUACCGGCUUUAUCUGAGGAGGCUGAGUAGUCAGGGUGCAUUGGGCCAUCCAUACAGCGGACACCCGGAAUCACCUUUUGGGCCAAUGUCUACACUCAACGGAUUUGAACUCCAAGCUCUAGCCGCCACCGGUCAGAUACCCGCACAAAGCCUUGCGUCAUUCCAUGCCACUAAACCGGCUCUUUCGUUGCCCCUCGUGGAUCAUCAUCAUCACCAUCACCAUCAAAGAAACAAUAUAUUUAGCUUUGAAAACCCUAGGUUGAGAUUCGGAGAGGGCCCGCCACAACACGUCAUGAACAGUACCAGCAACAAGCAUAUCCCGAACUUGCUUCACGGAAUCCCCACGACGAUGGAGCCGAAACAGCUAACCAACUUGCACCACUCUUCUUCCUCACAUGCAUUCAACGGUGUGAACAUUCUCCAAAACAAUAACUCGGGACUGAUGCAACAUAUGACGACGCAACCUCCGCCGCGGCCCCACGUCGUCAGUGAUCCCAAUGGCAGCCUACCACCCAGGGGUAUUAUCGACAAUUCAUGCAGCUCCAUAAACAAUUCCGCGACUACUUUCUCGGUUAACCACAGUGGUUACAUAUCUAGCAGUAGCAAUUCGAGUGUCAAAGGAUCUAGAGGAUUUUCUUCGAAUGGUUAUGACAUGUUUAAUGAUCAUCAUCAUCUGCAUCAAAACCAGCCUAAGGAUUGGGGUGGCAUACAAAGCGUGGGAUCUGGUUUUGUUGAUGCCCCAGCCCCACUUCGUCAUCACUCGAAUGUCUUAAUGGAUGCUUCUAGAAAUGCUGCGCCGCCUAUGAACAGUACAAUGCCGGGCCCACACUUCAACAACUCGUUGCUAGGUGGGAAUUCGGCGGCGAUCAAGACAGAGAGAUCCCCAGAUACCACAAACUUUCAGGAGACGCUUUUUGCGGACCAGUAUGGUCAAGAUGACCUUAUGAGUGCACUCCUCAAACAGCAAGAAAGUGUGGGACCGGUUGAGAGCGAGUUUGUCUUUGACGGGUACCAAUUGGAUAACCUUCCGGUGUAGAGGGGUACGUUUUUUGUUUCUCUCUAGCUCUCGCAUUGUGUGGAUAUAUAUAAUACUGGUGUGUACAUAGUUGCCCUUACAGCAAGAAAACAGCUCGUUCGGUGUCUCGCACAAGGGCCCCACCUCACUCAGCAUCGUCUAUAUGGCUAGAUUUUAUUCUUUGAAAACGAUUGUGUUCCACAACUGGACAAGUGUGUACAAUUUUGACGGUUUUAGGUAGGCGUGAUUGUUGGGGUUGGG